Messenger RNA from Gryllus bimaculatus (two-spotted cricket), 907 nucleotides. Lineage: Eukaryota; Metazoa; Arthropoda; Insecta; Orthoptera; Gryllidae. The record is from the annotation of a GenBank genome assembly.
AUGGAGGUGGCGGUGACACUCGUGGAGGUGGCGAUGGUCGCUGUAGCGGCAGUGGUAGAAGUGGCAAUGGCAAUGACGGGGGGGCAUGGCGAUGGAGAUGGUGGCUUCGAAGACGGCGUCGGUGGUGGUGAUGGCGGUAGCGCUGGUGACGGCGAUGGUGACGGUGAAGGCGACGGUGAAGGCGACGGUGAAGGCGACGGUGAAGGCGACGGUGAAGGCGACGGUGAAGGCGACGUUGAAGGCGACGGUGAAGGCGACGGUGAAGGCGAUGGCAGCGGCGGUAGCGGCGGCGGCGGCGGCGGCUGUAUAAAAUUUCUCUAUCCACGUCUCUUUGUCCUAAACUACUUUUUCGCGGCGUGCGGGGUGGUGUCCGUGAGGUUUCUCUUGCCGGACACGCAGUUGAAUGCGAAAGAGUCAUCGGGUUGGCGAACCGUUACCACGAAAUUGCUGGCACUCCCUGCGUAUGAUAGGAACUCCUGGACUUCGCAGCGCUCCGCGACACGAAACGGCGAUCGCCCCACAGGAAGCGCCUGCCUCGUGCAGAGGACCCGUUGCGGCUACUCUCAACGACCCGUGGAUCUGCAGACUGGCUCACUGGGUCUCCACGUAACUCGCUCGCGUAAUUGUGAGAAAAUCGUUCGCAUUCGCUGAAAUCGGGACUUGCGAGUUCUUCCACAUCCACGUCCGGGAAAUCAUGUGCACACGAAAGCUUCGGAUAGUUCUGAGCCAGUCUUGUUGCGUUUUCUAACGCGGAUCACUUUUAGAGCGUCGUUUUGUCGCCUUGCGACAUUUUAUUGGGUGCGGCAUCUCGAUAGAAGUGAGGAUGUGAUGAGAGUGUGUGAGAGGUUAUUUUGAACCAAACUCCAUUCAGUUUGAUUAACUCCGUAAGGAAUCGAAGAGUCGUCUG